UGGGCGUUUUAUCAAUGAUAAUUUACUAAACAACUCAAAUAUAUAUAUUCUGUUUAUCAAUAUUAAAAACUAUUAUAUUAAACCCAUUAUAUAUAUACUCUAUAUUUGAUAUAAGUACCAAGUGAUUGGAACAUUAGAAGUGAUGUUUUGAAAAGUAUUCCAACUUUUUUUUUUGACACUUAAUUUUGUUGUCGAACCAUUGUAUUUUAGAUUAUGAGGCUAUAUUUGCCUAAAUUAUAUCUUAUAAUUAUAACAAAUACAGUUAUCCUACCUGGUGUAAUACUGAAUGAAAUUCAUAGUAAACCCACAGAGUAUAGUGAGCAUUAUCUUCAUCCGAAUGAUCUGUUAUAUCCUACAAUUUAUGAAAAUUUUGAAGAUGAUUUACUAUUAAAUGAGAUUAAUGAUGACAAUGAUGAUAAUGAUGAUCAUACAAUAUCUAAAAAUCGUCAACAAAUUAAUGAACGAACUUUUCAACCAAUUGAAGAUCAUAGAUAUUGGAUAAAUGCUGAAAAUCUACAUCAUAAUCAACAUGAUGAAAAUCAACAUGAACAUCAAGAAAGAAUCAUUUCAAAUAAUCUAAUCAAGAAAAUUACAGAAAAUUUAUUGAAACAGUCAACAGUACAACAGAAUCUUCCUACUUCAUCGUUAUCAUCAUCAUCAUCAUCACCAUCGUCCAUAGAACAAUCAACAUCAUCAUUACCUACAUCAUCUAUUUUUCAUUCAUCAUCUAGAUCAGUAUUACCAAAUUUAUGGUCAAAAAGUUCAUUACAUAGACCAUAUCGAUUGAAACGUGAUGAUCUUGGCUGGAAAAGAAGUAUUCAUUACAAUGUUUAAAUCAAUGAGACCAUUGUUAACUGACAACUAACAAUUAACAUAAUGUCUUGAACAAUGAAUGAAUUAAUUAAGAUUCUAAUAAAUAUAUUUAAAAAUUAAUAAAUUAAUGAAACAGGGAGUUAUUUUAUUUAUGAUAGAAUAUUUACAUAUAUACACUAUAUCUAUAAUAAAAGUUAAAGUUAUAUACAUAAAAAAUGUAUCCUCAUUCUAUACACUUCA
Messenger RNA from Schistosoma rodhaini, 1053 nucleotides. The record is from the annotation of a GenBank genome assembly. NCBI's taxonomy places the organism in Eukaryota, Metazoa, Platyhelminthes, Trematoda, Strigeidida, Schistosomatidae.